AUGGCCGCCUCGACAAACACAGACACAGACACAAGCAUGACCCAGCCGGCCAUGCUCCAGCUCACCCCGCACGAGGAGUACAACCUCGCGACGCUGCCCGCCAUCGACGCCCUGCACCUCCUCAGCGCCAAUCUCGAGACCCUCGUCCGCAUCACAGGCGACGUGCCCCCCACGCCGCCGCCGCGCACGCCCACCGACCCCCAGAUGACCGGACUCCAGGCUGAGAAGGACAGCAUCGCGCGGUCGAGUCCCUCGCGCACCGCGACCCCCGAUCGUGUGCCCCUCGCCCAGCAACACCCAGAGGCAGCACCCAACCUCAGCCGCGCCCAGGCCGCAAGCCAGGCCAUGAUACAGCAGACCACCGCCGCCCCCGUCGAAGUCGACGGCGUGCGCCUCAAGAUCCCGGCGUCCCCCUCCUUCGCCGCCCUCGAGUACCCGGCCGUCAUCACGGCGGACGAGCAGUCGGUGCUCAACGCGCAGCACGGCGCCAUCACGCGCAAGUUCUACAGCAAGCUCGAGCCCCCGAUCAGCAUCGCCGAGUACCUCGCGCGCCUGCACCGGUUCUGCCCCAUGAGCACGGCUGUCUACCUGGCCGCGUCGCUCUACAUCUACACCCUGGCCAUUGACCAGCGCGCCAUCCCCGUGACCCGCAAGAAUGUGCACCGCCUCGUGCUCGCGGCGCUGCGCAUCGCAACCAAGGCCCUCGAGGAUCUGCCCUAUCUGCACCGCAAGAUUGCCCGCGUCGGUGGCGUCAGUGAGUCCGAGCUGGCGCGGCUCGAGAUCAGCUUCUGCUUCCUGGCUGGCUUUGAGCUCGUUAUGAAAGAGGAGCGGCUGCGGGAGCACUGGAUAGCCCUGCGGAGCGGCCGGAUCGGCGCCGGCCUGGUCGCGGACGUGCCGCCUCUGCUCAAGCCGAGGAGACCGCGGAGCAUGUCGGCGACAGAGGUGGAGGCAUAG
Messenger RNA from Emericellopsis cladophorae, 954 nucleotides. RefSeq lists its product as uncharacterized. Gene Ontology annotation, biological process: regulation of cyclin-dependent protein serine/threonine kinase activity. The transcript has a single exon. The record is from RefSeq and is a predicted model, not a curated record. The coding region runs from base 1 to 954 and encodes 317 amino acids. Lineage: Eukaryota; Fungi; Ascomycota; Sordariomycetes; Hypocreales; Bionectriaceae. Gene Ontology annotation, cellular component: cyclin-dependent protein kinase holoenzyme complex; nucleus. Gene Ontology annotation, molecular function: cyclin-dependent protein serine/threonine kinase regulator activity; protein kinase binding.